AUGGGCGCCACCCUAUUCCACCGAUCCAUCCUCGAAGUUCGGUUGCCGAAGCACUUCGACAAACCAACGGACAUGAGGUAUGAUGGAACCCAAGACCCUCUGGAACACCUCACGGCCUUCGAGGCCAGAAUGAAUCAGGAGGGAGUAGGAGACGAGGUGAGGUGCCGGGCCUUCCCGGUCACCCUGGCAGGGCCUGCGAUCCGGUGGUUUAACGGCUUCCCACAAGGAUCCAUCUACGAGUUUUCGGACAUUAGCCGUGCCUUCUUAGCCCAAUUCACAACACGAAUAGCAAAGACUAAGCACCCGAUCAACCUACUUGGGAUAACCCAAAGGCCCGGGGAGCCGACCAGAAAAUACCUGGACCGGUUCAACGAUGAAUGCUUAGAAAUCAACGGCUUAACCGACUCGGUGGCCAGCCUCUGUCUGACGAACGGCCUCCUCAACGAGGACUUCCAAAAACACCUCACCACGAAACCGGUUUGGACGAUGCACGAGAUCCAAACUGUAGCUAAGGAAUACAUAAAUGAUGAGGAAGUCAGCCAAGUCGUGGCUGCCAAUAAAUGGCACUCCUCCUACAAUCCACCUAGGCAACAAGGUAAUGGAGAAAGACAGAAGGAGCAAGCCAGAGAUGGAGGGCCGAGCAAGGCACCCAGACCGUUUCCCCGGAUCGGAAAAUUUACUAACUACACUCUGCUCACUCUUCCCAUCAUGGAAGUUUAUCAGCAAAUAGCCGAGAAAGGAAUCUUGUCGAAGCCCCGACCACUCAAGGAUCAUAGUGGGGGAAACAAGAGCCUCUACUGUGACUACCACAAGGGCUAUGGGCACCAAACACAGGACUGCUUUGACUUGAAAGACGCACUAGAACAAGCGAUAAGGGACGGUAAACUAACAAAAUUCUCCCAUCUUAUAAGGGAGCCGAGGAGAUGA
This is a messenger RNA of Arachis duranensis, 927 nucleotides long. RefSeq lists its product as uncharacterized. The transcript has a single exon. The record is from RefSeq and is a predicted model, not a curated record. Bases 1 to 927 code for a protein of 308 amino acids. NCBI's taxonomy places the organism in Eukaryota, Viridiplantae, Streptophyta, Magnoliopsida, Fabales, Fabaceae.